GAAGCUUAUCUAAGCGGGAGACGUGCACUUUCUGAAAAAAAGAACACUUUCUAGAUUCCCUCCCUCCCCCAGCUCCACUCUCCAAGGGUUAUUUCACAUUAACACGUUGAGACACACGGCGAGGUGAUGCGGCUGAUCAGAGAGACCUUUCAGUUCCUGGCCCUCAUCUCUCUCACCACUUUCUUCGUCUUGCUCCGGGCACUGCCAACCGGCAAACUGCAGCCGAGCAGUCAGCAGGAAACGAGCAGUAGCAGCACGGGAGGCGAGGUCAAAAGCCAAUCAAUGCCGAGGUCGACUCAGAGGCCCGAGGAAAACAACAAGCUGGAGAGUUGGAAGCAGAACAGCCAGCAACACCACAAGCAGCAGUGGUCACCUCAACAGACGCAGGGCACUCAGGCACAGCCAAAUUUUGGGUCCAACUUGGAGGAAGUGGAUCCUUUCGUCCUGGACCUGAAGAAUUUCCCUGACCUGACAAAUGCAGAUCUUAAUGCUCAGAACCCAAAUAUUCAGGUCACCAUUGAGGUGGUGGAUGAUCCUCAGGCAGAAAUUGAGAUGGAUCUCCUGAAGGGGAACCGCAAUGACUGGUCCAUAUCCUCAGCGGAAUGGCUGUCCUACAAAGACAUCUUCUGGCCCUUGUUUUGGGAGUAUCCAGACUCAGCCGAAGUUGGCAGUUUGGAUUCCUCAAAUGGGAUGGACAGCGAUGAAGACGAUGACUAUGCUGUUGAAUAUGAAGGAGAAGACACAGUCCUAAGCACUUUGGAUGGUGUCUGGGAUAGAAGCUGGCCUUUGCAAAAUAGCUGGUCUUCCAAGGAGAAGUUUAAUUAUGAAUAUGAAGAUAAUGAAGAUUGGAGUGCUUGGUCCCCCUGCACUGUAACAUGCGGCACUGGGAACCAGAAACGCACCAGGUCCUGUGGCUAUGCCUGCACUGCAACAGAGUCACGGACCUGUGAUCUCAAAAGGUGUCCGGGGAUGGAAGAUGAUCUGAACACAGCAACUGAAAAAGCAAAUGGAACAGAGUUGUUUGACUCAGAAGUGGACAGCUGCGACAAAUGGUUGAACUGCAAGAGUGAAUUCCUGAAGAAGUACCUCAUGAAGGCGCUGGCCGACCUCCCGAGCUGUCCUUGCACCUACCCGACCGAGGCGGUGUACAGCGUCGUCAGCGUCCGCGAGGACGGCAAAGGCAGGUUCUUCCGUUGGCGGGACGCGAGCGGGCCCAAGGAGCGCCUCGACAUCUACAAGCCGAGCUCCAAGUUCUGCAUCCGCUCCAUGCUCUCCCUGGACAGCACCACCCUGGCGGCCCAGCACUGUUGCUAUGACGACCAGAUGCGGCUGAUCACGCGGGGCAAGGGCGCGGGGGCGCCGAACCUGAUCAGCACGGAGUUCUCGCCCGAGCUGCACUACAAGGUGGACGUGUUGCCAUGGAUACUGUGCAAGGGCGACUGGAGCCGGUACAACGCGGUGAGGCCGCCCAACAACGGCCUCAACUGCUCCGAGAACCCUCCGGAAGACGACUAUGCGGCCCAGCUGAAGGAAGCGAAGGAGUAUUGAAAAGAAGAAGGGCAAGCAGAGGGUCUCCGGAGAGUCGAGGAUGGAGAGAGAAAAGGACGUUUACUUUUAAAAUAUGGCGAUCUCCGCCGCGAGCCCAACCUCCGACUCCCAUUCGCCAACGGUUGCUCGGCAACGCCAAGUGAGAUGGUGAGAAACUUCACCGGGAUGGCUCUAACACACACACACACACACACACACAUACUUUGUUCAUCUGAAGAGGAUAGUUUCAACCCAUCAAAUGAUUGUGCACAAGAGGAAGAAGGGAUGCAUUUUAAAUCCCGUCACUGCUGUCUUCUGUGGCCCUGAGUGUUGAUGAGAAACGCAUUGGUUCAGGCACACGCCCCCACCCCUAUUCUGUGGCUUAUUCAGUUAGCCCCUCAAAAAUUCAGACUUCUCCCUCUGUCUCAUUUACUCCUUCUUGCCCUCUCUCUUCCCCACCUGCUUUUGUUCAUCCCCCCAGCCCUCUCUUUCUCUUCCUCCUCUCUAACCCUCUGGCUUGCUCUCUUACUCUUCUCGCUCUUUACCUUUUCUCUCACACAGAGAAUUCCUGGUUCUGGCUUUUCCCAGUUCCAGUUCUCACUCUGGCUAAGGAGAGUCUUGGCAUUUCGGAUCACCUUCCAAACAAAAAUCCAGCGAAUCAUCAGUGACCUUCAUCUCGCUGAUUUGGGCAUGGGGUGAAGAAUGCUAAUUGAUCUGUCCAGGAUUCUCUCAAAAGUCUGAAUACGAAGUGGAUAGUGUCGGUGGGAGGUUGUAGGGAAUUCAAAGAAUUAUCAUCUGUGGUUGAUGAUCCAUGGGAGAUGCCCGAGUGCAAAUUGACAGUUGCAUCUCUUGCAUUCCAGCAAUGGCUACAGUCCAAAAGUAUUUCAUUAGUUGUAAAACACGUUUAUCGAGUCAUACAGUACGGAUGUUCUGAGAUUGUAACAAAAAUAGAAGUUACUGGAAAAGUUCAACAGAUCUGGCAACAUCCGUGAAGAAAAAUCAGAGUUAAAGUUUUGGGUCCUGUGCCAGACAUAUUGAGCUUUUCCAGCAACUACUGUUUUUAUUUCUGAUUUAUAGCAUC
Hemiscyllium ocellatum (epaulette shark) is the source of this 2608-nucleotide messenger RNA. RefSeq names its product isthmin 2a (gene ism2a). NCBI's taxonomy places the organism in Eukaryota, Metazoa, Chordata, Chondrichthyes, Orectolobiformes, Hemiscylliidae. The record is from RefSeq and is a predicted model, not a curated record. The coding region runs from base 127 to 1548 and encodes 473 amino acids. The transcript is spliced from 6 exons.